Molecule: messenger RNA, 1008 nt
Organism: Passer montanus (Eurasian tree sparrow)
Lineage: Eukaryota; Metazoa; Chordata; Aves; Passeriformes; Passeridae
Gene: ECHS1
Product: enoyl-CoA hydratase, short chain 1
Exons: 8
Coding region: 1-1008 (335 amino acids)
Biological process (GO): fatty acid beta-oxidation
Cellular component (GO): mitochondrion
Molecular function (GO): enoyl-CoA hydratase activity
Source: RefSeq, a predicted model, not a curated record
AUGCAUGGGCAGCGGCGCUGCAUACCAGGGCACCGGGCACCGGGGCCGCUGGGCUGGCGCUGGGUGCGCGGAGCACGCACACUGUCCCAGCACCGGCGGGACACGGGGCUUCAUCUUCGCGGGCACGGAGUGACGGUGGCCAGGCGUUGCCGAGGGUGGCCGGGGGUCCGCCCGGUGCCCGGCAGCCGGUGGGCUAACUGGGCAGUGCUGGUGUGGCGGGCAGGGGCUGCAUUCCAGUACCUGCUGGUGCAGAAGACGGGGGCACAGAAGAACGUGGGGCUGAUCCAGCUGAACCGGCCGCAGGCGCUCAAUGCGCUCUGCGAGGGGCUCAUGGCGGAGCUGCGGCGGGCGCUGGAGGCCAUGGAGAGCGACCCGGAGGUGGGAGCCAUCGUCCUCACCGGCAGCCAGAAAGCCUUUGCAGCCGGCGCAGACAUCAAGGAGAUGCAGAAUAAAAGCUUCCAGGAGUGCUACAGCGGCGGCUUCCUGGCCGGCUGGGACAAGGUCUCCGUUGUCCGCAAACCCAUCAUCGCCGCCGUCAAUGGCUACGCCCUGGGAGGCGGCUGCGAGCUGGCCAUGAUGUGCGACAUCAUCUACGCCGGGGAGAAGGCGCAGUUUGGGCAACCCGAAAUCCUGCUGGGAACCAUCCCAGGCGCCGGCGGGACGCAGAGGCUGACCAGGGCAGUGGGGAAGUCGCUGGCAAUGGAGAUGGUGCUCACCGGGGAGCGGAUCUCGGCAAAGGAGGCAAAGGAGGCAGGUCUGGUCAGCAAGGUGUACCCUGUGGAGAAGCUGCUGGAUGCAGCCAUUGCCUGCGCUGAGAAGAUCGCCAGCAACUCCAAGCUGGUGGCUGCCAUGGCAAAGGAGUCAGUCAAUGCUGCCUUCGAAACGACGCUGACAGAGGGGAACAGGACAGAGAAGCGCCUGUUUUACGCCACCUUUGCCACCAGUGACCGCAAGGAGGGGAUGACGGCAUUCGUGGAGAAGCGCAAGGCCAACUUCACCGACAGCUGA